UUGGAAAACCCUAAACCCUCCGACGCCUCGUCCUCUCCUCUGGAACACACCUCCACACUCCUUCUUCCUCAAGGCCACAGCAUCUGCAGUAUUUCCUCCACGACGACUGGAUUUUGCACUUAAAAAGGCUCGUGCUCUGUCACGAUUUCUCUCGGCUAAGACUUCGAGAUCGAUCAUAAAAUCCUGUUGUUAGGGUUUAGUAAAUCCAGAACUCAGCGGUGGCUUCUGAGGUAGCCAUGGAGGAAGACGCGAAGAACAAUGAGAUAAUAAGGAAAGAAGCUUCUCAGUUAGCUGCAGUGUUGAAAGAGAUGAAAGAAGGAUUGGAUGCAGUGAGGGGGAAAGUGCAAGCUCUUACAGCAAAGGUGAAAGCAGAUCAUUUUCCAACCGCAGAUGGGAUGAGCUAUCUUGAGGCAAAACAUUUAUUGCUCAUAAACUAUUGCCAGUCGCUUGUCUAUUAUUUACUUCGAAAGGCAAAGGGUUUCUCGAUUGAAGGACACCCUGUCGUUCGGAGCCUUGUAGAGAUGAGAUUAUUUUUGGAAAAGAUUCGGCCCAUCGAUAAAAAACUUCAGUAUCAAAUCCAGAAGCUCACAAGGGUUACUGGAAAUGCCGUGGAGAAAGUAGGUCCUAGUGAAAAAGAUUCAGAAACUCAGAACACAGAGGAUUUGUUGAAAUAUCGCCCAAACCCAGACAUGCUGGUUAGCAAGACAGAUACGACUUUUGAGGAUGGUGUUGGGCCUGUUGGUGUGUAUCGUCCACCAAAGUUUGCACCUACUUCUAUGGAAGAGGAUAAGAUCUCGAAACAUGAAAAAAAUGCUUUGAGAAAGGAAAAAGAGACUGUAAGACAAGCUAGGCAGAGUACAUAUGUGAGAGAGCUGAUGGAUGAUUUAGAGGGGAGACCUGAAGAGGUGAGAGAAAUUGUUGGAACGGAAAGUAGAGAACUUAUCAGAUAUAAGGAAAAGAUGGAACAGCGUGCACGGCAAGAGGAGGAACUUUUUACUCGUGCUCCUCUUACGAGGAUGGAGAAAAAGAAAGAGAAACACUUACGGAAGUCGAGAAAUGGGUUGCUUGGUCUGACCGACAGUUUUUAUGAUGAAAUCAAAACUUUACCUUUAGAGGAAGAUUUUGGCGAGAAAAUGACAGGUUUCAAUAACAGUAGCAGUGGAGGGAGAAAAUUUAAGAAGCGUAAGAGGAGACAUUAAGGAGAACAAACUCAUAUGUGGGCAUGGAGCAAUUGGAUCAUGCAUGGCAGCCUUGGAGGCCUCUGGUAGGGGAAAUGAAUUAAAGACUAAAAUGGUCCUGUAAAAUAUACCAAUGACAUCCAGGGGAUCCUUCUUUAUUUUUGACUAUUUUUUAGUAGUGAAUUGCAUUGCUAUUCAAAUCCUGAUGCUGGUUUGGAUCUAAAUCCAUACCAGGACUUCAGAUGUGAGAUUGUUUUUGAGGAUGAAAUUUUGUUAUCCAUUUAUACCAAGUUUUGAAUGCCCAAGUGAGGUGCAUUCUAGCACCAUUGAGAGUGUGCUUGUUUGCCUCA
This is a messenger RNA of Vitis riparia (riverbank grape), 1528 nucleotides long. Its product is annotated as neuroguidin-like. Lineage: Eukaryota; Viridiplantae; Streptophyta; Magnoliopsida; Vitales; Vitaceae. The record is from RefSeq and is a predicted model, not a curated record. Gene Ontology annotation, biological process: maturation of SSU-rRNA from tricistronic rRNA transcript (SSU-rRNA, 5.8S rRNA, LSU-rRNA). Gene Ontology annotation, cellular component: small-subunit processome; nucleolus. The transcript has 9 exons. The coding region runs from base 237 to 1199 and encodes 320 amino acids.